GUGAAUCCUCCAAUUUUCGUACUAGAUGGGAAAAUUAAUGAAUUCUUUCAUUGUGAAAUCGUGAAGCUCUAUCCGUGUAAACGUCGUAUGGUUAUGGAUAUGGAAAUAUUCAAAAAGCAUGCUGAUGUUCAAAUACGUAAUGAUCUUAUCGAUUGUCAGAUUGAUAUUUGUUCAGUAAAG
Messenger RNA from Cetraspora pellucida, 180 nucleotides. Lineage: Eukaryota; Fungi; Glomeromycota; Glomeromycetes; Diversisporales; Gigasporaceae. The record is from the annotation of a GenBank genome assembly.